CGCGACAUCAGGCUGUAUUAUCUGCUGCAACUUUCACUCAGGACGUCAGGACCAAACACAGCAACAUGACCAGGAAUCUGCAGAACCCAACUCUGGAGGAUGGCAAAAGUAGAAAAAGGGCUCUGAAACCGGCUGUAGAAAAGAAGAGGAGAGAUCGAAUAAAUCAAAGUCUUGCUGAGCUGCCGAGUCUCCUGUUGAAUCAUACUUCUGAUCUCCGACUGCAGAAUCCUAAAGUAGAGAAAGCAGAGAUUCUGGACUUGGCUGUGGAGUAUCUUCAGAAGUGGACACAUGAGAGGAACCUGAGCAAUGUGGCUGCAGACUCUUCCAACAGUCAUAUGAACAACACUCAAGUUCCAGUGGUGGACCAUCAUCACUCAGAGGUCAAAGAUCCUUCCCUCCUCACCAUUAAGAGUGCAGGUUUUCAGCAGUGUGUGGCCCAGCUGACCAGCUACAUGUACAAAAUAAGUCCAGCACAGAGACUGAGCCUGAUCGAGGGGCUGAAGCAUCACACAGAGAGCCAGCAGACAGACAGCACAAGGUCAGACCUCAGCCAACGAGUGACUGAAACCACCAAGCUUUCAGAUGUAACACCGACGGAUUCCAUUUGCACAUCAGAGAGGAAAGAGGAGUCCACUAAGAUGCUGUUUCCAUCUCAUUCUUCAUUCCAGCCUCAGUCAUGCUCCACACCGUGCCAUGACUAUCUGUCCCCUCCUCCCUCUCCCUGGCUCUCUCCGUCUUUCUCCGCGUUUGCCACCUCUCCUCCUUUCCCAUCCAUUGCUGCUCACUUCUCCUUCCCUCCCAGCCUGUCACCUCUGUCCUCCAACACCUCUUUCUUUGGUUUCUCGCCAACACUCCCUCACCCCAGCCCACCUGUCCUCCACUGCCCCCCUCUCACCACGCUCAGGACCCCCCAACACCCUGUCCCAAGGGAGGGGUCGCCACCCAAUUCUUCCUCACCCAUGUGGAGACCCUGGUUUUGAUUAAGUGGACCAGUCUUUAAAAAGCAGAGACACCAACAGAAAAUUACUGAAGUCACUGGCUGU
Molecule: messenger RNA, 1043 nt
Organism: Notolabrus celidotus (New Zealand spotty)
Lineage: Eukaryota; Metazoa; Chordata; Actinopteri; Labriformes; Labridae
Gene: her11
Product: hairy-related 11
Exons: 4
Coding region: 66-980 (304 amino acids)
Biological process (GO): regulation of neurogenesis; anterior/posterior pattern specification; regulation of transcription by RNA polymerase II
Cellular component (GO): nucleus
Molecular function (GO): protein dimerization activity; DNA-binding transcription factor activity, RNA polymerase II-specific; RNA polymerase II cis-regulatory region sequence-specific DNA binding
Source: RefSeq, a predicted model, not a curated record